Funneliformis caledonium is the source of this 241-nucleotide messenger RNA. The record is from the annotation of a GenBank genome assembly. NCBI's taxonomy places the organism in Eukaryota, Fungi, Glomeromycota, Glomeromycetes, Glomerales, Glomeraceae.
AAAUAUUUAUAAAGAGAAGAAUGAGCUAUUAUUUAAAAGAACGAGAAAAUUGAAAAAUAAUGAAAAGUCUAAAGAUGAUAAUUUAGAAACUAAAGAUGAUGAGAGAGAUACUAAUGAAUAUAUAAAUAAGAGUGUAGAGUUAUUAGAUUUAAGCGAAAAUAAAAACUAUAAUGAAGAUGAUAAAAAAGAUGAGGAAAUACAAGUAGUUACUCAAAGUUUUUUUGCAAAGAAAGCUGAGUAA